UGGGAGACUUCCGUUUGUGAAGGAUCUGCGACGAGAAAGCUGGUUGCGUUCGGUGGUGCUAUUGAAAAACACGAUGAAAAUGGCGUGGCAACCACAAGAGGAAGGACUUAGACAAAUUUUAAUACUUUUACGUGAAUCGCAAAGUCCUGAUACAGCAACACAGCGUGCUGUACAACAAAAAUUGGAAGAACUAAAUAAAUUCCCGGACUUUAAUAAUUAUCUUAUCUUUGUAUUAACCAAGCUUACAUCAGAAGCUGAUGUGCCGACUAGGUCACUUAGUGGAUUGAUUUUAAAAAAUAACGUGAGGACUCAUUACCAUAAAUUUUUGCCAGAAGUUACGAAUUUUAUAAAACAAGAAUGUUUAUCUGCGGUUGGAGAUCCGGAUCCCAUGAUUCGAGCUACUGUGGGAAUAUUGAUAACAACUAUUGCAUCAAAAGGUGAAGUAUCAACAUGGCCGGAAUUACUUCCAUCAUUGUGUCAAAUGUUGGAUUCCCAAGAUUACAACGUCUGCGAUGGAUCAUUUAGUGCAUUGCAAAAGAUAUGUGAGGAUUCAGCAGAAUUACUUGAUUCGGACACAGUAAACCGGCCUUUGAAUGUAUUUAUCCCUAAAUUUUUGCAAUUUUUCCGCCACUCGAGUCCGAAGAUACGUUCGCACGCGAUUGCAUGUGUUAACCAGUUUAUUGUGAGCCGUUCACAAGUCCUGAUGCUGCAUAUAGACUCAUUUUUGGAGAAUCUUUUCCAUUUGGCGACUGAUGAAGAUCCAGAAGUAACUAAAAAUGUCUGUCGGGCAUUUGUAAUGCUGUUGGAGGUUCAAAUAGAUCGUUUAAUUCCUCAUAUGCACAAUAUCAUUGAGUAUAUGUUGGUGAGAACGCAAGAUGAAAAACCGCCAGUUGCCUUGGAAGCCUGUGAAUUUUGGUUAUCUCUUGCUGAACAAGAUAUGUGUCGUCAGGCAUUGGCUCCAUACUUACCCCGACUCGUUCCUGUGUUAGUUAGCGGUAUGAAAUACUCCGACAUGGAUAUAAUAAUGCUCAAAGCUAACGUCGAGGAAGAUGAAAUGAUACCCGACCGGGAAGAAGACAUCAGACCGCGUUUCCAUAAAACUAAAACACACACUCUUAAUCCAUCUACAAACAAACAUUCUGAUGAGAACGGUGGUUACGACUCAGACGGCGACGAUGGAUGUGACGACGAUUCAAGUGUCGGUGACUGGAACCUCCGGAAAUGUUCAGCUGCUGCUUUGGAUAUGCUUGCUGGAGUAUUUAGAAAUGAUUUGCUACCUGUUUUAGUGCCAAUUCUUAAAGAAACAUUGUUCCAUCAAAAUUGGGAGAUCAAAGAAUCUGGAAUACUUGCACUUGGAGCUAUUGCUGAAGGAUGUAUGGAAGGGAUGAUUCCACAUUUAUCAGAGCUGAUCCCAUACUUAAUCAAUAGCUUGAAUGACAAAAAAGCGUUAGUACGUGCCAUAACAUGUUGGACAUUGAGUAGAUACGCGCAUUGGGUUUGUGCUCAACCUCAUGAAACUUAUUUGAAGCCUCUGAUGGAGGAAUUACUAAAAAGAGUAUUGGAUGGUAAUAAACGUGUUCAAGAGGCCGCUUGCUCGGCAUUUGCAACCCUCGAAGAAGAAGCUGGUACUGAAUUAGUACCAUACUUAGGAUUCAUAUUAGAAACUUUAGUUUUUGCAUUCGGAAAAUAUCAACAUAAAAAUUUAUUGAUACUUUAUGAUGCUAUUGGAACACUAGCAGAAUCUGUAGGACCUUACUUAAAUAAACCAGACUACAUAAAUAUUCUAAUGCCUCCAUUAAUAAACAAAUGGAAUAUUUUAAAAGACGAAGAUAAAGAUCUAUUUCCCCUUCUUGAGUGUCUCUCUUCGGUAGCCACAGCACUACAAUCUGGAUUCUUACCCUACUGUGAACCAGUUUACAGGCGGUGUGUGUCACUAGUCGAACAAACACUGAAUCAACAUAUAGCUAAUACACAAAGCCCUGAACAGUUUGAAGCGCCGGAUAAAGAUUUUAUGAUUGUUGCAUUGGAUCUUUUGAGUGGACUAGCUGAAGGUUUGGACGGUCACAUUGAACAAUUAGUCAUGAACAGCAAUAUUAUGCAAUUACUUUAUCAGUGCAUGCAAGAUCCCAUGCCAGAAGUAAGGCAAAGUAGUUUUGCAUUACUUGGUGACUUAACGAAAGCUUGUUUCCAGCAUGUACUUCCCUGUAUACCUGACUUUAUGCCGAUCCUUGGAGACAAUUUAAAUCCUAGCUUUAUAUCAGUAUGUAACAAUGCUUCUUGGGCUAUUGGUGAAAUCGCCAUUAAACUAGGGCAUGACACAAGUGUAUAUAUUCCAUUGAUAAUAAAUCAACUCAUUGACAUCAUUAAUCGGCCAAAUACACCAAAAACACUUCUGGAGAAUACCGCCAUUACGAUCGGUCGCCUAGGUUACGUGUGUCCCCAAGACGUCGCCCCCAUGUUACAGCAGUUUGUCCAACAGUGGUGUUCUUCGUUAAGAAAUAUACGUGAUAAUGAGGAAAAAGACUCUGCAUUUAGAGGUAUGUGUCAAAUGAUAACAAUAAAUCCUGGUGGUGUAGUUCCUGAUUUUGUCUUCUUCUGUGACGCUGUUGCGUCUUGGGUAACACCUAAAGAUGAUUUGAAAGAAGCGUUUCAAAAGAUAUUACACGGUUUCAAAAAUCAAGUUGGCGCUGAUAAUUGGAAAAGAUUCUCCGAUCAAUUUCCUAUACAGCUACGCGAACGUCUUCAUACUAUGUACGGCGUCUGAAUGAUCCCGCCUGCUUAUUGCGGCCAUUUCUUAAGCAAGGCCGAUUGGGGAUGGGCGGGGAAUAAUAAAAUGGGUGAACAGGGUGGGUGGGUGAAACCACGGCCUCUUCUCAUCAAUAUCAUCUACUUGGUCGUCGUAAUCGUAUCAUGGUUACUGACGAGUCAACGUUCUGGCUUCGUCCUCGUGCUUGAGCUUCGAGGGACGACAGUAGUCAUGAUGAUUGGCUACGGCAAUGGAACUGGGUGAGAAAUGGAUGAGAAUAAAUAACAAACAUAACGAACGACUUAAAAGAAAAAAAAAGGACAGAUUUAAAUUAUUAAAAUAAAUAAAUAAAUAACAAGUGGAUAAUUAAAUAACAAACAAUGGCCGAGUUACGUGGGUGGGUUUUACGGGUGGGUGGGGAGGGCGGGAGGGAGUAUAAUCGUAGGAAAUAAUUCAUCAACGAUAUUCACUUAAAAAGAGAAACAAAGGUAUCACAAAAAAACAUGUUGCAAUCUUUUAAUCACGAUACCUUUAUCUAUCAC
Cotesia glomerata is the source of this 3288-nucleotide messenger RNA. It is a transcript of the gene Tnpo, whose product is annotated as transportin-1. The transcript has 13 exons. Gene Ontology annotation, cellular component: cytoplasm; nucleus. The record is from RefSeq and is a predicted model, not a curated record. Gene Ontology annotation, biological process: protein import into nucleus. Lineage: Eukaryota; Metazoa; Arthropoda; Insecta; Hymenoptera; Braconidae. Gene Ontology annotation, molecular function: small GTPase binding; nuclear import signal receptor activity. Bases 74 to 2764 code for a protein of 896 amino acids.